This is a messenger RNA of Saccostrea echinata, 5732 nucleotides long. Its product is annotated as linear gramicidin synthase subunit D-like. The coding region runs from base 60 to 5732 and encodes 1890 amino acids. NCBI's taxonomy places the organism in Eukaryota, Metazoa, Mollusca, Bivalvia, Ostreida, Ostreidae. The record is from RefSeq and is a predicted model, not a curated record. The transcript is spliced from 8 exons. Gene Ontology annotation, biological process: biosynthetic process.
UCAGGAGAGAAAGGUUAUAAGUUAUAUAAUUAAAAUUAUUGAGGACUAUACAGUGAAAAAUGGGGUGUACGGCUAGUACCCCUGUCAUAGUACACCGACCUCCUCCUAAUUGCAGUGUUCAGAAAGAAGGAUAUAUUUUGUAUUGUGCAUCUCAAGGAGGAAAUUGGAAAACUUACCUGUUUCGACUCUAUCAAGACUCUUCCUUUAUUUGGUAUGGAGAAUCCAGUGAAGAGCUUGGCUGUGUAAAACUAAAGGAUGUAGCACCUUUGAUUGCUAUUGGACAAAACUGUCUCCAAGUCCCCAAAAGACCUGAAAUCCCUUCAGGACAAAGCAUAAAUCACAUGAUGGCCUUCCCCUAUAAUCAUCCUCGAGGAACACAUCGCAAGGACAUGAAAAUCAACUGGAUUUUAUUCAGGGGGGAAGACGAAAUGAAGCAGUGGAUUGAAGCACUUGGAGCUGUGCUGCCACCUCCACCACAAGCACAGCAGAAUGGACAUGCCACACAAGGCCAGCCUCCUCCCCCUGGCUUCCAGCCUCAGGCAAUGAAUGGCCAUGUUCAGAAUGGAUAUCCUCCACAGCCAGCCUACCCACCACCUAAUGGAUACCAAGGCCACCACCAGCCACCUCCAGGGCACACCACAACGGUGGUGAACCAGCACCACUACCAUACUGUUCCACAGCAUAGCUCCAGGGGAGAUGAUUUUGCUACAGGUCUGCUGAUUGGAGGAGCAUUGGGCUGGGGUUAUGGUCAUGGCUGGGGAUAUGGUCAUCAUUACCAUGGAUAUGGUUGGGGGAGCUGGGGCUCAUUUCACUCACAUGGAAGUUUUGGAGGAAGUGGUCAUUUUGGAGGUGGAUGUGGAGGAGGGGGUUGUGGUGGAGGAGGAUGUGGGGGUGGGGGAGGAUGUGGGGGUGGCGGGGGAUGUGGGGGUGGUGGGGGAUGUGGCGGGGGAGGCUGUGGUGGGGGAUGUGGAGGUUGUGGUGAUGGAGGAAUUCGUUGUGCUGCAAUUGGCGAAGGAAACAUUUUGCUCUCCUGUUUGAAAAUAUUAAAAAAUGCUCAUUUCGAAAUAGUAACCGUUCUGACGGAGACUCCGUUUAUCCGAAACUUUUGUGAAGAAUCGGGUAUUGAGUGGCAGAACAGAGCAGCAAAUCUUGCAGAGAUAUUAGGUGAUAUACAAAUCCAUUAUCUUUUUAGUAUUUCGAACCCGCGUAUUCUGAAGGAAAGUGAACUAAAGCUUCCCCUAAAUUUAGCUAUCAACUAUCAUGAUUCUCUGCUCCCAGCUUAUGCAGGAGUGCAUGCAACUAGCUGGGCACUGCUACAUGGAGAAACAGAGCAUGGAAUCAGCUGGCAUGUUGUAGAAGCGGGAAUUGAUACAGGCGAUAUUCUUAAAUUUCAGCGAAUUCCGAUCGACAAGAAAGAAUCGGCGCUCACAUUAAAUUUAAAAUGCCAAGACGCUGGGAUACGAUGCUUUGAAGAAUUAGUAUCUGACAUAAAAACUGACGACAUUACCCGCUGCCCCCAACCUUCGGAAGGAAGAUCGUACUUUGGAGUACACGCAAUUCCACCGAAUCUUGGUGUUCUGUCAUUUAACAACGAAUUGAAAGAUAUAUUCAAUCUUGCCCGAUCUCUAGAAUUUGGAAAUCAUGAAAACUCUCUUGGAAGUGCAAAAAUUUUUACCUCAUCAGGAGAAUUUAUCAUGGUCACAAGUACUGAAGUAGCUUGCAGAUUCACAACUGAAGACACUACACCUGGAACAAUAAUUGAUAUUGUCGAUGACAGCCUAAUUGUCAGCACUCUAGGAGAGCCGCUUCUAAUGUCAAUCGCUAAAUUAGAUGGGACCACUAUCCCCCUGUGCAAUUUUAGAAAUCAUGGCCUAGCAACAGGACUAAGAUUAGACAGUAGUUUCUCAGUUGAUGCUUCAAUAUUAGUGCCAGUAAGAAAGCGAGAAGCAUUUUGGAAACGCAUACUCGAAAGAUAUGAACCAACCGUUUUCUUCAAGCAACGGAUGAAUGUUGUUGCUGGCAUUAUCGAUCUUUCCGAGGAGAUUCAUUUGGAGACAAAAGUAGUGGCACUGCCAUCAGGUCAAAAUUAUGAUUCGAGUUUCAUAAUGAUGACUCUUGUUGCCUUUAUCGGCAGAACCUGUUGUACCUCAAAGGUAAACGUUGGAUUAAUAGCGAAUAAAUCCAAUAUACCACAAAAUGCAGCAAAACUUUACUCGGAUAUUUGCCCAGCCGUUUUCACGAUGGACUUGUCAAGCGAUGUCAAUGAAGUCAUUAAAAUUUGUCAGGGAGAACUGGAGAAAUAUGAAAACUCGAUGAGUUUUCUUGUCGAUGUAUUUUACCGAUAUCCCCACCUUCGUGAACGCAAACAAACACCACAUCACAACAUUGUCAUUGGAAGGAAGGAUGAUUCAUUUUCAGAAAUACUGCAUGAUUGCAAUAUCUUAUUGUUGCACUCAAAGGACACAAACGAGAUUCAUGUUAUGUACAACAGGAGACCCGCUCAAGACCUCAGUUUUCUUACUGACGUUUUCAAGCACUUUCCGAUCUUCCUCCGGUCCAUCACGCAAGAUUCCUCACAACUCCUUUGUGAAGUAUCUCUUAUUCCACAGGAAGAAAUGAAAAUUUUAUACCCUCCACCGACGGAAAGUACAAAACAGUUUGGUUCUACCAUCAUGGACAUUUUUGAAAGCUGCAGUGAAUGCUACAAUUCUAAGAUAGCACUGAAAACAUCAACUAUGUCCAUGACGUAUUAUGAGGCAAGACAAAUGGUAGGAAAAUUGUCAGUACUUCUUAAAGAGACAGCCCUGAACGGUCGAAAAAGAGUUAUUGGUUUGCAUCUGCCCAACUCCAUCGCCUAUGUUAUAUCAGCAUUAUCUGUCUUGAAAUGUAAGCACAUUUUUCUUCCACUCCCUCUGGAUUACCCAAAGGAUCGCCUAAUCUUUACGAUGAACGACAGUCAAGCCAAGACAGUCGUAACAACAAAAGAAAGGGUUGACCUCCUCGAUUUCAGGGAACUUACAAUCCCUCCGAAAAUAGUCCAAGCAGGUACAAUUGAUGGAAUAGAGCUUUAUUUGGUACAAUUUGGUUUUUACGAUACUAAGAGCGCCCAAGAGAAGGACAACUUUGAAAAUCUAGCAUAUAUUAUGUACACAUCUGGGUCUACUGGAAAACCAAAAGGCGUGAAAGUAAAGGAAAGUUCGGUUGUCAACCUUGCAAAAGCACAAAUCAAUCUUUGGGAUUGCAAUCCCGAGGAUGUGAUAGGCCAGUUUGCUUCUAUAGGUUUUGAUGCAACGAUUUCAGAAAUAUUUACAUCACUCUUUUCUGGAGCAACUCUCGCCAUUCUUAAGGAAAAAGAACGGUUGGGUCAAGAAUUUCUACUUUCAUUGAACCGGCACAAAAUUACAACUAUUACCCUUCCACCCUCUCUGCUGAACAUUUAUAGUCCUAAAGACUUUCCCUAUCUUAAGAAAAUAGUGACGGCAGGAGAAGCAUGCACUCUUUCAACAGCAUUUAAAUGGGCAGAGAAAGACAAAAGAAGAUUUUUUAAUGCGUAUGGACCAACGGAGACAACCGUCUGUGCAACUUGCUUUGAAUUCAAUCCUGAAGCAAACCAUGAAGAUGUCAAUUGCGAAUUGCCCAUCGGAAAGGGCAUUUCAGGUGUUGAUGUGUAUCUUUUUGACGACUACAUGAAACCGCUGCCUCCGGGGGUCAUUGGAGAAAUUUAUAUUGGAGGGCUUGGUUUAGCCGAGGGCUACCAUGGUCAUGCAAGUCACUUGACAAAAGAGAAAUUUGUCCAACACCCACUAACAAACUCACAAUGCAUUCUCUAUAGAACAGGAGAUCAUGCUUUACAGGAUUCUUCUGGGAACAUUACAUACGUUGGACGCUUAGAUGACAUGGUGAAGAUACGAGGCCAAAGAGUUGAUCUAAACGAAAUUGAACAAGUCUUAAUACAGCAUCCAAAAGUUGAUGUUGCCGUAGUUGUUCCUCACAGGUGUGUGAACAACAGUGAAUUAUCAAUAGCAGCUUUUGUUGCUCCCACAUUCGUAUUUUCCUCAGAGCUUCGAGAAUAUUUGGUAAAAGUCCUUCCAAAAUUCAUGAUUCCAGCUUUUAUCAAAAAGCUUAAUAUAUCUGAAUUCCCAAAAACAAUUAAUGGAAAACUGGACAGGAAAAAACUUGAAAAGGAUGAAUCCAUUCAUGAACAAACACAAUCCGUUGGACACAGUCACCUCAACGAAACACAACUUUUGAUUGCUCAGAUCUGGUGUGAAGUUCUGAAGCUGAAUCCUUCGUAUGCAUAUUCACAACAUAGAAAAAGUUCAUUUAGUGAACUUGGAGGAAACUCUCUUCAGUUGGUACUUCUACAGAGGCGGUUAGAAGACUCUUUUGGAUUGCUUCUCUCUUUCACUGACAUCGGCACUGCAGACACUAUAGAAGAGUUUUCAGAUGUAAUCAAAAGAAAGAAAGAUGUUAUGAGAAAAAAUGAACAAACACAAACACCUGAUGAUGAAGAACUAAGAAAUUUAAUAAUCAGUGAUUCCGAAAUGACAAGUGAUUUAUUUUUGCUACAUGCCAGGCGAGGAUCGGUUGAUAUCCCCCAUGUAUCGGCAACCAACCCUAGGAGUAAACUCAGGUAUCCUAAGAACAUUUUGAUUUCUGGAGUAACAGGUUUCUUGGGAGCUUACUUGUUGUCUGAACUUUUGGAAAAGAGCAAUGCGCACAUUUGUUGUAUGGUUCGUGAAACAUCGGAAACAAGAGGAAUGGGCAGAAUUAUGGAAAAUUUACGACGAUAUGACCUUUGGAAAUUUGAGUACACCAACAGAAUUGCUGUCGUCAUAUCGGAUUUGACACAGCCUCGUCUGGGAAUAGCACCAGAUAUUUAUAACUCCUUGUGUAAUUCCAUAGACGUUGUUUUCAUGAAUGCUGCAAUGAUGAAUUUCAACACAGAUUACCGGGAUCAUAGAAUAGCGAAUGUACUUAGCACCAAAGAGUUUAUAAAAUUUGCCUUGACGGGAGUUCAUAAGAUGCUAUUUACUACAUCAACUCUUGGGGUCUUUUUGUUUCCGCCAACACCAGGGCCUAAUGAGCCGAAACAUCAAAUAAUGUACGAAUGUGAUGAGUUCGAUGAUCCAUUCGAUAUAGCUGGAGGAUAUGGACAAAGCAAAUGGGCGAGUGAGCGACUAGUUUUGCAAGCUUUAGACAUAUUACCUGGGGGAGCUAUCUUCAGACCCGCAAGAAUCAGCGGUUGCACAACUGAUGGUAUAGGACCAAAGAAUGACCUUUUUGCUUCCACACUUAUCGGUAUGAAGAAAUUAAGCUGUUAUCCUGAUAUGGACUUUCCAUAUGACCUUACACCUGUAGACUACGUUGCAAAAUCUAUCGUAGAAAUCUCGCUAAAAAUUUGCAAUGACCGUCAAAAGAAAUACGAGCCUAUCUACCAUAUGUUUAACAAGCAAACUAUGCCAUUUAACCGGCUGUUUGACGGAGAGAAUCUAACGCCAUUAUCUUUGGAAGAAUGGAGAAAAGUUUUAAAAUCUGCCUCAGAAGAUAAUAAGGAACUUAUACCAUUAACACCUUUCUUCUUGUCUUCAUUUUGGGACAGGUCACCAUAUUGGCCAAUAUUUGAUACUACUAACACAGACAAUUUGAUUUCAAAGGAAACCAAAGAAUUAUUGAAACCAAGCGAAGAACUACUUGUGGUGUACAAACGCUAUUUUGGUUUGUUAGAUUAA